This is a messenger RNA of Striga hermonthica, 750 nucleotides long. NCBI's taxonomy places the organism in Eukaryota, Viridiplantae, Streptophyta, Magnoliopsida, Lamiales, Orobanchaceae. The record is from the annotation of a GenBank genome assembly.
AUGACCGACAGAGUGUACCCAUCAAAGCCCACCGCCAACGGCGGAGUUAAUCCAGCUUUCCCGGCGAACAAAGCGCAGCUCUACAAGGCCACGCGCCCGCCGUACAGGCCUCAGCCGCCGCCCAGGCGGCGCAGCGGCAGGAGCCUCUGCUGCACCUGCUGCCUCGGGACGACUCUCCUGAUUCUCCUCGUCCUCCUGCUCGCCGCCAUCGCCGGCGCCGUGUUCUACGUCAUCUACCGCCCCCACCGGCCGUCGUUCUCCGUUGCCUCCCUCCGUCUCUCCAGAUUCAACCUCACCGACACCGCCGUAACCUCCGCCUUCAACGUCACCAUCCUCGCGAACAACCAUAACAGUAAGAUCAUCUUCCUCUUCGAGCGAAUCUCGGUGAGGCUGCUCUCCGGCGACGUCGACGUCGGCAGCGGAGAUUUUCCGGCGUUCACGCAAGGCAAGAAGAACGUGACGACCUUGAGAGCGGUGGUUUCGAACUCGAAUACUCCGAUUAGCGCCGGAACCGAUAUUUCGCCUCUGAGAUCCGGCGUUCGGAGAAGAAAUUUACCAAUCAGAAUUCGGUUGGAUACGGAAGUGAGAGCCAAAAUUGGGAACAUCAAAACGAAGAAGCUCAAAAUUAGGGUUAUUUGCGAUGGAAUUGGGGUGUCGAUCCCCAAUGGUAAAACGACGUCGGUUGCAACAAUUUCAAAGGAGAAGUGCAAGGUUGACCCGAGAAUUAAGAUUAUCAGAUGGACACUUUGA